Dunckerocampus dactyliophorus (ringed pipefish) is the source of this 6841-nucleotide messenger RNA. RefSeq names its product potassium voltage-gated channel, Shaw-related subfamily, member 1b (gene kcnc1b). Bases 738 to 2501 code for a protein of 587 amino acids. NCBI's taxonomy places the organism in Eukaryota, Metazoa, Chordata, Actinopteri, Syngnathiformes, Syngnathidae. The transcript is spliced from 4 exons. The record is from RefSeq and is a predicted model, not a curated record. Gene Ontology annotation, cellular component: dendrite membrane; neuronal cell body membrane; voltage-gated potassium channel complex. Gene Ontology annotation, biological process: protein homooligomerization; potassium ion transmembrane transport. Gene Ontology annotation, molecular function: delayed rectifier potassium channel activity; protein binding.
UCCAAGCAAGCAGCUGUGCUUGACUCUUAAGUGAAAGAGGAAGGGAGGCAAUUGUCGUAAUAGGAUAGCAUCGUUAGGGUGCAUCACUGGGCAUGCUCCAUCUAAUGUGAGAGAGAAUGCUGUGAGCAACAUUUUGGAUUUGUCUUUUUCUUGAAGAUUAAUCUACACCCCCAAACACACACACAUACGCACACACUCACACAAUCGUGGAUGGCUAAAACUGACUGGAUCUUUGCCUGUUUGUGCCCAAAAAUGCAUCAGUGAAGGAGGAGAGGGAGAAGUGUUGCUGAGACAAAGAGCUGCAAGCUGUGCGUCGGUGUGAAGGAGGUGCGUCUGGAGGAGGGAUCGAACACCAAGGAGGACCAUCAACAGUCACCUUGCCGUCAAAGUCAUCAAGCAGCUCAUUUGAUCUAUUAAAAGGUGAAGAGGAAGAGUUAGAUGAGACGGAUUUGUUGUUUUUUUCCUCCUUGGAUUUGGUGAUGAUGUGACGUCCGUUGUCCAUGUGAUGCCAUUGGCUGCGUUCAUUUUGGAUUUCGCAUCCUGCCUGGCAGUACGUCCUCAUCACUAGGCUUUUUAGCACCAAAGUGCGCCGCCAAAUGCGCGCCGAGCUGCGGUGAUUUUUGUUGCUCCUGUUGUUGGUGGGAGACGACAGGUGGCUCGGUGCGCCGCUUUCCCGCGCUCGCACUCACCUUUGCCACGAUGAGGGGAACUUCUGUGAGCGAUGCCUAAGGGACGAGAUGGGCCUGAGCGACGACAAGGAUCGCAUUGUGAUCAACGUGGGAGGGAUCCGGCACCAGACGUACCGCAGCACCCUUCGCACCCUACCUGGCACUCGCCUGUCGUGGCUGGCCGAGCCUGACGCGCCCAACCACUUUGACUAUGACGCCAAGAUCGAGGAGUUUUUUUUCGACCGCCACCCCGGCGUCUUCGCGCACAUCCUCAACUACUACAGGACAGGUAAGCUGCACUGCCCGGCCGAUGUGUGCGGCCCCCUCUACGAGGAGGAACUGGCAUUCUGGGGCAUCGACGAGACGGACGUAGAACCCUGCUGCUGGAUGACCUAUCGCCAGCACCGGGAGGCGGAGGAGGCCCUUGAUAGUUUCGGCGGGGGGGGACUGUUGGACCUGGGGAACGACGAUGCUGAGCCCGAGCAGGAGCACGGUGAGGACGAUGUGGAUGAGAUGACGAGGAGGCUGGCGCACGGUGACUCUCCUGACACCCGGAGUGGCAGCUUGUGGAGCCGGUGGCAGAAGCGUGUUUGGGCUCUGUUUGAGGACCCUUACUCCUCCAAAUAUGCAAGGUGGGUGGCUCUGGCCUCGCUGUUCUUUAUCCUGGUGUCAAUCACCACGUUCUGUCUGGAGACCCACGAGGCUUUCAACCCCAUCAUCAACCGCACCGAGACGGAGCUGGUGGACAACAUCACAGUGGAGCACACCUACCAGGAGCCUGAGACGGCGCCCUACCUCACCUACAUUGAAGGCGUUUGCGUGGUGUGGUUCACUUUUGAGUUCCUAAUGCGAAUAACUUUCUGCCCAAACAAAUUUGACUUCAUCCGGAAUGCCCUGAACAUCAUCGACUUUGUCGCCAUCCUGCCUUUCUACCUGGAGGUGGGCCUUAGCGGGCUCUCUUCUAAGGCAGCUAAGGAUGUACUGGGUUUCCUCAGAGUGGUCCGCUUUGUAAGGAUCUUGCGCAUCUUCAAGCUCACUCGCCACUUUGUAGGACUGAGGGUGCUGGGCCACACACUGAGAGCCAGCACCAACGAGUUCCUUCUCCUCAUCAUCUUCCUUGCCCUGGGUGUCCUAAUCUUUGCCACCAUGAUAUAUUACGCAGAACGGAUUGGCGCUAACCCCAAUGACCCUAGAGCCAGCGAGCACACGCAGUUCAAGAACAUCCCGAUCGGAUUCUGGUGGGCUGUGGUGACCAUGACGACCCUUGGCUAUGGUGACAUGUACCCUCAGACAACCUCUGGUAUGCUGGUGGGAGCCUUGUGCGCCUUGGCAGGUGUGCUGACCAUCGCCAUGCCAGUCCCUGUGAUUGUCAACAACUUUGGAAUGUAUUACUCCCUGGCCAUGGCGAAACAGAAACUACCAAAGAAAAAAAAUAGGCACAUCCCACGGGCGCCCCAACCUGGUUCUCCAAACUUCUGUAAAUCAAGUAUCAGCUCACAACACCAGAGCCCUAUCGCCCACGACGACGUUUUCGAGAUAAAGUUUCAAGAUUCCAAGCUGAACGGUGAGGCUGCCAACGCCGCCCUUGCCAACGAGGACUGCCCUCACAUAGACCAGGCCAUAUCUCCAGAGGAAAUCUUCAGCCCCAGCGAAAGAGAGCGGCCCUGCUUCCUGGUCACCACGGCCGAGCGGCCCAACCACACAGGGGGCAGAGUGAGGAGGGAGACCCAGCGACAGCACCGGAGCAGAGAACCAACUGAGUCAGUUUGUGUUAUGAACCAUGGUGUGCCAACCACUAUGUGUAUGACCCAUAAUGGCCCAUCGCCUACCUGAUAGUGCUGUAGCAUUGUUGUGUGUAUUAUUUAGUAUUUUUAAAUGGGUGUGACAGUGGCAACCUGUACAUCACUACACUAGAUCAGCAUAGAUGUAGCACUGAGGACGUUUUGUUGUCAAGCCUUAUGUAGCUCAGUAUCUGUGACUGGUUACUGUGAUGUAAUUUGUGUGCCUAUAUUUUUGGUGUAUGCCGGUGCUGUAAAUAUGCUUUUUGUGUGUGCUGAAGUUGUGUGUACCAAUGUUUUUGAGUGACCAUCAAAUAUUUGUGUGUUGUGUCAUAAGAAAAAAAAAGGUUGCUUCGCCUACCCCUGUCACGUCAAACAGCUGGAAACACUCUUUGCACUCUCAUGCUCACCUCUUUGGAGACUUUUGCACUUUUUUGCACCUGAACUUUUAACAUUCCUUUGAUGUUUUUAGCCCGUCACACAGAAAACAGUCAUAAAAAAAUACUUGAACACCAUUAUUACUUUGUGUCGAUGAGGUAUGUGUUUAACACAUUUUAAGUAGCUGGACUUAUUUUUUUCUAAAUUACCCCCACAGUUAAGUACCCCUUAGCAAUGCUUUUUCAGUUGACAAUCGAGUAGAAUUUUUCAUUAUUAAUAUCCCCAUCAGUGCAAAAUUACUGAUGCCAAAACACUGUACACAAUCCUGGACAAGUGCCUCUCUUAUGCAGAUUUCUAAAAUCAGUAGUUCAGGACAAUGAAAUAAAUACAGUGGAACCUCUGUUUUCGUCAUUAAUCCGUUCCAGGCCAGACGAAAACCGAAUCAAUUUUUUCCCAUAAAAAAUUAUGUAAAUCCAAUUAACCCAUUCUAGACCCUCAAAACUAUUAACACAAAACACAUUUUAUAAGAGAAUAAUUAUAGUGUUACAUGCAGAAAAUAAAGCGAAAUAGGCUACAUAUAAAUUGAUACAGGAACAUUUAACAUUACUUUUACCUUUUUAUUGAAGACAUGCUAACACAGAGAUGAGUGACGGGAGGAGGAGGGGGCCACGCAGUCGCUGUUUCGCUGUAGUCUGUUACAAAGUUAAUAUUAAAGAGUGGACGAUUAGAGCUGUAUACUAGCUCACUUAUUACUUACUUACUACUUAUUAUUUAUUGUAAACUUCAGCCGCAGGUACAGUCACUACACUUUCUAGGAUGUGUCUCCGUUAAACCAUCCCCCCUGCAACCUGUGUUAACUAAGGAACGUUAACAUUACAAUCCUAUAGUAACACACUACCUUUGUACUUUGCUACUUCUUUCUUCAAUUUAAAGUGUUAGUCGUCUUCUCCGUCAAAGUUCUGACACUUGAAACUUUUUAAGUAGCCGUAAUUAAUUUUUAAAAACACAGAUUCCUCUAAUACUCAUAAAAACAGGUGUUCGUCUUUCUGAUUGCGUUAUUUGAACAAAUACAGCACCCACACACAAAUAAUAACGAUGAGUAAACGAUUCCAUGACUGGAAUCUUUCUAGUGUCCCAUUUCCAAAAGAAGCACGAUGUAUUCUUCACAGAUACUGGGUCACCAAUGCGUGGAUGCUUUGUUUGCGCACUGUUGGCCAUAGGAUAACCGAGAUCGAGUGCACGAAAACACAAAUAUUUGUGCCGAUAUUUUUUGUUGAAAACCAGGGCGUAUGAAAACACAGGUGCCACUGUAGAAAUCCCAAAUGUUCCAAGAUUCCAAAACUGUCUUCAAUGGACAAGCAGCAGCACAGUGAGUGCACAAAAAUAUAGUUGAUAUGCGUAAGUCGACAAACCCAGCAAAAUGCCAGGUUUUUAUCUUAAAACAACCAAUACACACAAAAAAAAUCUCUCAACCGUUACAGGAAAAAAAAUACAAUGACUGUUGAAAAAUACAGUUAAUCAUAAAGCUUAAAAUGUGGAAGUUUGAGUGCACCCACUUUAAAUAAUACAUUGAAAUUACACUGCCUUCAAAUGGAGUACUUUUGGUGAAAGCUUUUUUUUAUAUAAAAAGAAAUGUGUUUCAUAAUUGCAUAUAGUUUUUCAAUUAAGUAAUCAAUUAAGUAAGUAAUUGAAUUGUAGCAGUAAUUAAAAGUCAAAAUUGCAACGCUGUUGUAUUUUUUUGUCACCCAAAAAUGUGGCAUUUUACAGGAUGUUGAUUUUACAUCCAGUGUUAAAGAACCUCAGCGUGGUUCAAAACGGAAAGGCAGUCACUGAGCAUUAUGACUAAUAACAACCAUGAUAGCCAUGUUCAAAGUGCAGCUUUGACUGUGUGGAAGAGUUUGUGUAAAAGGGACCAACUUUUUAACAAACAACUGCAAACCCACUGCCAACCAACCACUGGGAGCUGUGUGCUAGUUAGUCUGACACGAUAUAAAAUAUUCUAAAAGACUCAUUAAAACAGGUAUAAUACAUGACAGGCAACUAAUGUAUGACUUUUAGUUAGAUUUAAGAGUGAGUGAGUGUGUGUUUUGAACACGUACUGUCCAUUUUGUGGCUAGUUCUCUUAGUCGGGUGUUCGGUGGUACUUUUGAUUGGUUUGUUGGUUAGGGAUUUUUGGUGUCUUUUCUGAACAAUACAGUUCAGACCUGUACAAUAAAUAGUGCUAAAUAAAAUUUAACAAACACAGAGAUGAUCAUUUUCAAGAAGUUGUUUAUUUUUCUUGGUAAAAACACUUUCAUUUAACAAUCAUUAGUGCAUAUGUUAUGAAAAGUAUGUUACAAUUGCCUAAAUGGGGUUUAAAUAAAACAGGAAUAAAUAAGGUAAAUAUAAUUCAAGCAUUAACCAUAAGCUGUGCUGAUGCCUCCCAUUGCCCUUGACCUGCACAUGUUGCCCAGGUACUGCACUGCAGGUGCCUACACAGCUCAUAAAAUAAGGAAGAUGGGUCGGGAAUUAAUUGAGUGUAUAGAACAGAGGUGCCAACAUGACAUUCUCUGAGUACAUGUGACACAAGUUAUGGUAAAAAUAUAUUUAUGUGUAAUCAGUAAAUCACUGUGACACAGAUACGUGCUAUGAAGUAUGGGCAUCAGCGCCUCCCAACGUUCAAGAUCACAGCAAUAAAAACGCUGACAUGGGAAGAUGGAGAGUUGUAGCAGCAGCCUUAACGUCUUCAUUCAUUCAGGUGGGCCAACAUGGCGGGAGGUGUAGGAAUGACCAUGUCCUGUAAAGAUAUCGCCCGCCAUUAUAGCAAAGUGAUGAGCAGGCCACAGAAAUGAUGGCCUCUCUCCACACCGGACAUAAGUCACAUCCACACGUCUAGGUAUUUAUGACAUACACGCGCUUUAGGCAUUUAACUACCAAAAGAAGAUACUGUGGAGCAUAGGAAGGUGAAAGUUGUUGCAUAUGCACGUCAAUGGGGUGGUAAGCAGAAAGGCAAUUCAGUCAAAUGUGUGUUCAUUCAUAUGAUAAUUACAUUUUAGGAAUUCAGGUCUUAGUUGCAUGCUGUCUCCAAUGUAAGUGGAAUGUGUGCAUUUUAGCAGUGGUCUUUAGACGUCUUCCCUGCGCACACCGCCAUAGAAUGUCCUGCCCCGCACCCAAUCAGAAAAGGUGUGAGACCGGGAAGGAGCUGCGGCUCCAAGACGUCGGCCAGUGAACCGUCUCCGUUCAUUCCGUGCUCGUUCCAGCCCCAGGAAAGCAGACGCCCCCCUGAUGAGGAGAGGGAUCAUGGGUCAGUGGAGCCGAGAGAACACAGCACUGCGAAGCCCUCUCCUUAACGUGUGAGCUAAAAUUAGCAGCCUGGGGUGGUGAGUAUGUUGCAAAGAAGAAAGAACAUCAGAAAACGCACACACGAACAUUGACAGGCAGCCAGCAAUAAAGCUUCCCUGCUCUUCACAGCUGGAGAGCUUGUUUGUGGGUGUGGUCAGGGCUGCAUCACCGAGGAGACACGUGCCAUGGCAACACAGUUACCUAACAGGCUCCGUUACCAUGGCAACAGAAGCAGCUUGCUUUCUCAAGGGUAACACAUCCUCAAGCUUUCCCUAUCUGGCUGUUGUGUGUCUUUCAUGCUUUGUCUUUCCAUCCAUUUCAUUGAGACUCUUCUUCUCUGGGCUCUGGCAAUGUGCGGUAUUAAAGAUUUGGACGCAGAUACCGAAACAUAUGCUUUUGCUAGUGAGGAGACCAAGAUGUCAUGCCAGCAAGCUUAUGUCAGUGCAACACUCUGCCAGCAAUGGUGAAGGCAUUACAAACAAGCAACAAAGCCUUCAAAAUGAUGGAUUCAGUAACAUGCCAGUGCUAAUCUAUAAGUGAAUUUCCUGUUUUGAAGCAUUAUGUUCACCAGGGGAGAGAGUGCCUUAUUUGGCCACUGUGCUUUAUUCAUGGUCUCACUGACAGGAGUAUACCGCACAUCAGUGUUUCCAUGGCAACAAAGUGCUGCACUUUCUGCACAACAAAAAAGGAAUUGAA